ACAACUCUUUUAUCUCUUGCAAUGUAGGCUUUUAUCUUAAUUUCUUUUGUUUAUAAGCUUCGAUUUUGAUUCAGGAUGACCAUCCUCAUUGAACAGCCUCAUGAGUUUGGAAUAGAAGCAGAGGAAAAGAAGGUCCCCAUAGAUGAAAAAGAAUUGGUGUUGGAUGGCGGAUUUUUGGUGCCACAGACUAAUUCGUUUGGUCAAACCUUUAGGGACUAUGAUGCUGAAGGAGAGAGGCAGCCGGGUGUGGAGAACUUCUAUAGAAUCAAUCACCUGAACCAGACUUAUGAUUUUGUGAAGAAGAUGAGGGAAGAGUACAGCAGAUUGAACAGAAUGGAGAUGAGCAUAUGGGAGUGUUGUGAGCUUCUCAAUGAUGUUGUUGAUGAGAGUGAUCCAGAUUUGGAUGAGCCUCAAAUUGAACACUUGCUUCAAACUGCUGAAGCCAUUAGAAGGGAUUAUCCCAAUGAAGAUUGGUUGCACUUGACUGGCCUUAUCCAUGAUCUUGGAAAGGUGCUUCUUCUUCCUAGCUUUGGAGGACUUCCUCAAUGGGCUGUUGUAGGUGACACAUACCCAGUUGGCUGUGCUUUUGACGAAUCAAUUGUUCACCACAAGUAUUUCAAGGAAAAUCCAGACUACGAGAAUCCUGCUUACAAUACCAAGUAUGGAGCUUACUCUCCGGGAUGUGGACUCAACAAUGUAUUGAUGUCAUGGGGACAUGACGAUUACAUGUAUUUGGUGGCGAAGGAGAACAACACCACUCUACCUUCAGCAGCUCUUUUUAUCAUUAGAUACCACUCUUUCUAUGCAUUACACAAGUCAGGAGCAUAUAAGCACUUAAUGAAUGAAGAGGAUUUUGAAAACCUAAAAUGGCUUCAAAUAUUCAACAAAUAUGAUCUCUACAGCAAGAGCAAGGUUCGGGUUGAUGUAGAAAAGGUCAAGCCAUACUAUCUCUCCCUCAUUGAUAAGUACUUCCCUGCCAAGCUAAAUUGGUGAAACUUGAGGAACUCUUCCACUUUUUGGGUGAAGAGAUGUUGGCAUCUUGUGGUGAUUAACAAUGUGACAUGAGUUGUGAUGUAUGUGAGAGACUCCAUUCAGAGAUUGUCCAAUAAAAGCCUUUCUUCUGUUUCUAAUAAAAGCGUUCCUGAUCUAAUAAUGGUAAACCCAUUUAAAGCAGCCUUUUGUGCGAUGUCGUUUUAUGCAUGAGCCUCUGUCUGUCUUAAUUUAGAAUAUAACUAGUCAAAAGCCCGCGCACGUU
This is a messenger RNA of Morus notabilis, 1255 nucleotides long. Its product is annotated as inositol oxygenase 1. Bases 76 to 993 code for a protein of 305 amino acids. The record is from RefSeq and is a predicted model, not a curated record. Gene Ontology annotation, biological process: inositol catabolic process. Gene Ontology annotation, molecular function: iron ion binding; inositol oxygenase activity. The transcript is spliced from 11 exons. Gene Ontology annotation, cellular component: cytoplasm. NCBI's taxonomy places the organism in Eukaryota, Viridiplantae, Streptophyta, Magnoliopsida, Rosales, Moraceae.